AUGUUCUCGUUGCGAAGGCUCCCAGCACAUACUAUCGCCGUCCCCAGCACCCGUCUCUUCUCGUCGUCCCUCCCGCUCAACGCCAACCGCGCCCUAAUUUACUCCCAAACCGGCUCCCCAUCCUCCGUCCUCUCAUCCCGAACCUACCCUAACCUCCCACCCCCACCUCCCAACACUCUAAACCUCCGCCUCCUCCUCGCACCCAUAAACCCAAGCGACAUAAACGUCAUCGAGGGCGUAUACCCCGCCAAACCAGCUCCCGCGUCUUUUCCCGGAGACCCGUCACUUUCAAAGUCUGAAAGCGGAGAGGACGUGUUCGUUAGUGGGAAUGAGGGCUUAGCCGAGGUCGUUGAGAGUGGUGAACAGGGACAAGGGGAGGGAGAAGGGAAGGGAGAAGGGGAGAGGUUCGAGAAGGGUGAGUGGGUGAUUCUGACGAGGCCGCAGAGUGGGACGUGGAGGAGCGGGGUGAAUGUUGGUGUGGAGGAUGUGGUGAGGAUUGGGAGGGAAGAGGGAUUGAGCGAGGUGCAUGCGGCUACGAUCACUGUGAAUUAUCCGACGGCGUAUAAUAUGCUUAGGGAUUAUGUAGACUUGAAAGAAGGAGACUGGAUCAUCCAGAAUGGGGCGAACAGUGCUGUCGGACAAGCUGUCAUACAAAUAGCCAAAUCCCGAGGUCUAAACACCAUUAACCUCAUCCGCGCGCGGUUCACAGAAGCCCUCAAAGCGGAACUGACCGCUCUCGGCGCGACCCACGUCCUAACCUACACCGAUCUCUCCUCCCCCUCCACAAAAUCCCUCAUCAAAUCAUGGACUUCCUCCUCCUCCCAAGGAAUAAAACUCGCACUAAACUGCGUCUCCGGCAAACCCACCUCCCUCAUGGCGCGUCUCCUCGGCCCCGACGCCCACCUCGUCUCCUACGGCGCGAUGAGCAAAGAACCGCUCAGUCUGCCGACGUCACUGUUCAUUUUUAAAGGGUUGACUUGUCAUGGGUUUUGGCAGAGUAGGUGGUAUAAGGAGAAAGGGAGGGGGGAGAGAGAGGGGUUGAUUAGGGAGUUGGUGGGGUUGAUUCUGGGCGAGCCGAAACAUGAGAUCGUGACGUUGAAGAAGGAGUAUGGCGAUGAGGAGGCGACGGGGAUCGUGAGGGAGGUGAUGCGGAAGAUGGCGGAGGGGAAGUAUGGGAAGAAGGUCUUGUUGCGGGUGGAGGAACCUGAUGAUUAG
Molecule: messenger RNA, 1215 nt
Organism: Stereum hirsutum FP-91666 SS1
Lineage: Eukaryota; Fungi; Basidiomycota; Agaricomycetes; Russulales; Stereaceae
Product: trans-2-enoyl-CoA reductase
Exons: 5
Coding region: 1-1215 (404 amino acids)
Biological process (GO): fatty acid metabolic process
Cellular component (GO): mitochondrion
Molecular function (GO): trans-2-enoyl-CoA reductase (NADPH) activity
Source: RefSeq, a predicted model, not a curated record